ACUUUCUUUUUUCCCUUUAACCACCAUCAGAUAUUAACUAAGUUAAUGGUGUCGCUCAUAAAAGUGUCAAAUCAGAGACUGAAGGUAAAAUCAUGGACAGACAGAAAAUCAAUCAAUGCUCCAGACCACUACAAAUCUCUCAUGAGAAAACCUCAAUCUUAUGUAAGUAAUCAAACUACGUAUGUUCCAUAAGUCAAGGAAAACGAAGUUUCAUAGUGUAUAUUAGUUGGUCCUUCAAGAUGAACAAAAUCCCUCAUGAGAAACCUCAAUCAUCAUCCAUCCACUAUAGUUAACAUUUGAUUUACAAGAACUUGGACCAUUACCUUGGUCUCAAAGUCUUUUACAAACCUUAAUGGUCUGAGCAGAGUGAUGGUCCAUUUGGGAACUUUAAAACCAAUAAUGUCCACUAAAACCACUUCUGAUUUCUUCUAGGCAAUAGCUAGAUAAACUGUCAAGGAUCCUUAAGGAAUAUUUAAUUAUAUUAUUGAUUAAUAUUGUGACACAUGGUAAGAUAUUACUGAUUACUAUAUAUAAUAUGAAACAUAAUUUUAACCUAAAAGAAUAUUAUAGGAUAUAUACUUCAGUAGUACUACUUCAACAGAUAAUUUAAAAAUCCUUUUCUAGAAAUUUUCGAUACAGAACAAGACCUGUUAGCAAUUGUCCAAAUUCAUUGGAUAACUUAAUCCUAUAUGAAAAACUUACCACGAAAUAAUGGGAUAUUCUAGCUCAUGAGCACCAUCAUUUUGUUCUGCCGAGUCAGGUUUUGACUUGGUAAAUGAUAGAUACAAAUUUUUGUACCAAGAAACAGCUUCAGCCUUUUCUGCCAAUCUUGCAUAUUUUUUUUUCAAUUUAAUGAAACAAAUCUCGAAAACAACGAAGCAUAGCACUUUGGGACAAAGAAAAGCAAAGGGGGUAUGGACUUGGACAUUAUAAAUAACAGUCCCUCAACAUCUUAUUUCAUCUAAAUUCACCAAACACAUUUUAUAGUUCCUUGGAAGUGGUGUCCUAAUAUCACUUUCUAGCAUGGGUGUUCACACUGAAACAAAUGAGUACCCUUCUCCAAUCUCUUCAUCAAGGUUGUUUAAGGCGUUGGUUGUUGAUGAUUCCAACCUCAUUCCAAAACUUCUGCCACAUGCCGUGAAGAGCAUUGAACUCAUACAAGGCGAUGGUGGGGCUGGAAGCAUCAAGCAGCUUAACUUUAUUGAAGGCAGCCAGGUGAAAAGUGUUAAGAACCGGAUUGAUGAGAUCAACGAGGACACAUUUACUUACAGUUACACAUUGAUUGAAGGUGAGUCAUUGAAGGAUAAGUUUGCAUCCAUUGCUCAUGAGAUUAAGUUUGAAGCAGCACCUGAUGGUGGUAGCAUAAGUAAGGUAACAAGCAAGUAUUAUCUUAAUGGUGAUGUUGAGAUCAAUGAAGAGGACAUUAAGGCUAGCAAGGAGAAGGUCUUGGGCAUUUACAAAGUUGUGGAAGCCUAUCUCCUGCAGAACCCUGCUGUGUAUGCUUGAAUAAUUAAUUAGUGUCUACUUAAUGCCCCCAUUAACCUCACGAGACUGUUUUAUGGUUAUCUUUUGUAUAAUAAGGGUCUGCAAUGUUUGA
Molecule: messenger RNA, 1597 nt
Organism: Cajanus cajan (pigeon pea)
Lineage: Eukaryota; Viridiplantae; Streptophyta; Magnoliopsida; Fabales; Fabaceae
Product: major allergen Pru ar 1
Biological process (GO): defense response; abscisic acid-activated signaling pathway
Cellular component (GO): nucleus; cytoplasm
Molecular function (GO): abscisic acid binding; signaling receptor activity; protein phosphatase inhibitor activity
Source: RefSeq, a predicted model, not a curated record